Lycium ferocissimum is the source of this 2051-nucleotide messenger RNA. RefSeq lists its product as uncharacterized. NCBI's taxonomy places the organism in Eukaryota, Viridiplantae, Streptophyta, Magnoliopsida, Solanales, Solanaceae. The transcript is spliced from 3 exons. The record is from RefSeq and is a predicted model, not a curated record. The coding region runs from base 466 to 996 and encodes 176 amino acids.
AUCCCUAACUCUAAAAAAAUCAGAUCCAGCUACCUUAUGUUUCGAGUACGUGUGUGUUUGAGAGAGAGAGAGUUCUAAGUUUCGAAAAAGUGCUACUGUAUUACUUGUUCACAAAAGAAAUUCGUCCAAGCAGGGCAUAGUUGUCAUUGUGCACGUGUCCUCUCACUACAUUAUCCUUCAGUAAAAAUAGUUAGUAGGAUUUUGAUUAGAAUUUUGAACAUUUUAUCUUUCUUAAUAAUACCCGCUAUUUUUUUUUUUUAACCUUGUCAACACUAUUUUGGAGAAAAGAUUGGUGUAGGAAUUCUCAGCUUUUGCCCUACAAUCCCGCUUAGAACUCCGCAAAUUGGAUAAAGGUUAGUGAUUGCGUUGUUUACUUUUGCGGCCUAUAAAUGUACUCUCUCGGCGCUUUCCUCAUAGCCUUCUCUUUAUUUGGUGAAAUCCAAUUGAAGAAGAAUUCUCCAAGCAAUGCCCAAAAGGAGAGGAAGACCUCCCAAAAAGAGUCAAAAAAUCACGAAGAAUGCUAAUCAGGAGACACAUCAAGUGGAAAAUGAAGAUGAUAUAUUACUCAAGCAGGAAGUUGAAUGUCAAAGUGCUGCAGUGAGGGCCAUUUGUAAUUUGGAGAUUAAAGAAGUACUAUCUCUCCUGCGCUUGCUUCGGUCUAAAUUCAAUGACGAACAACUGCACAUUCCGGUAAUGCAAUUCUUUAUGGAAAACCUUCCAAAACUGGCAAUUGUUAGAAAUGAGGAUGGCACUCAUGAAGUGAAAAAGAAAGAGGCUGAUGGUAAUUUUAGCAUGGACCAAUUUGAUGGAGGAAAUCUACAUGCUUCUCUUCUACGACGGCUGUCCAUGGCUUACCCUGAUUGCUCCAAUGCCAUCCCAUCAUUUGGUGGAUUUGAAUUUUCAAGCAAAUCCGGUAUCUUUAAGUCUCUCCUCUGGCAUCCUUUUUCUGAAAAUUCAAGGAGCUCAAGUUUAUUUUCUCUGACUUGCUUCACCUAAAUGUUGACAGUGAAAACAACUCUCUUUGGUGCUGAAAGCAUGCAGAUCAAGCAAUUCGUAUGUUAUGCUGUUCAUUUACUAUUUGCUAUAUAAUGGUCAAUUGUCAUGCCAUUGAUCUUGCAAUACCAUAUUUCAAGUUGCUUUGGUUGAAUACACGCUCUUCCAUUUGGUUGAUUAUUUCUAGCUUUUAACUUGUAAGAAAACUAGUCGGUACAUCUGGAAACCUUUUCUUCAAUGAAUUCUUUUCUUCUAAAUUUUCUGGUGGAGGUGAGGGGAGGUUUAAAGUCAUUUGUGGCCUUUGCACUGGCUUAUCUCCUGGCUUUUAUAGAGGUUUUCAGUUGUGGAUCUUCCUAAUUUUUCUUUGAUUGAUCAGCUGAUGUGACCUUCUGACAUAUGAUAUAUUUAUCUUCUGGCUUCUUCUUCUUCUUAUUUUAAGGACCCGUUUGGCCUUGAGAAUUAUGCAUUUUUUUUUCCGGAAUAAUUUCUCACUGUAUUUCAAAAUCAAUGUUUGGCCAUGAAAAUUCCAAAUCCAACUCGAAAUUGGAUUUUAAAUUUGAAAAACAGCUUAUAACCUGUUUUCCAAUUCCAUCUUCAUAAUUCAAAAUAAAUUGCUCUCUUCUCUCCUUUGCAAAAAUUAUAACCAGACACAAUUCCAUCUUCAACUCCAACUUCAUAAAUUUUCAAAUAAAGUGAAAAAUAUUUGGAAUUAUGGCCAAACGCCUAGUUAAUAAACGUGGUAAUGGGCCAUCUUACGUGCACCUUGACUAAUUCCACGGGUACCUGCUACCUCCCACCAACACAAGUAUACAAGUAACUUUGUCCGCCAAAGCUUGGACAGAAGGUAGAAAUCACCUAGGUUUUUUGCCUCCGCAGGGAUUUGAACUUGGACCUCAUCGUUCUCAACCCAUUUCAUUAACCGCUAUGUCACACCCUUGUGUGCUUUUAAUGCUUUCUUUCUUCUUAUUCCUUCUUUGUCAUGUUGCAUUUGUAGGUUUUAGAGGAGCCAUCUGACACUCAGAUGUUUGAGCAGCAGGAUACUCUACAGACUCCUGGUG